UCAAAAAUUUUAAACUAGUAUGGUUGGUCAAUACUGCUACUAUUAAUCAUUUGACAGUUAUCAAAUUACUCCUCGCAGUCUGGUGGAAUUCCAAACAUGUCCUCAAACACCGACGGAUCGCCGCCGUCGACCUCAUCGGCGGCGGCAGCCACGACAAGAGACUGGAUUUUCCCUUCAUACUCAUUCGUCCACUCCACACAUAACAUCCGGAGAACCCCCAGAAGAAGGAGAUUCUCUUCCUACCAUCCACCGCAGUCGCAGCAAUUCAACUCCACCGCGCCGGCCUCUUCAUCCGAAGACGCCUCUAAUUCCUUCACCACUAUCUCUCCGAGUUAUAGACCACAGAGUUCGGAGUUUGUCAACUACCAGAAGUCAACGAGGUUGGUGGCUGGUCGUCCAGACGAACCCGCGGCAGCGCCUGUCAAGUCGAACGACGCCGUUUCUUCGGAGAAGAUAUUUUCGAAAUUGUUUAGAGGCUGUUUGAGAAUUCGACCGCGGUUUGCCUUUUCUGUUUCAAUAGUGACAACGGUGUUAUCUUCAUUGUUAAGCAAAAACUUUACCUUGCACAAAGAGGUUACUCAGUUGCAGGAUCAAAUUUCCAAGCUUAAUGUUGGACUCAAACUAUGCAAUCUGUUGGACUCCCCAGACAUGUACAACUCGACCCUGCAGGAUGUUUCUCUUGAUCCAAGCAAGAGCCUGAAAAUUGCAGCAUUACUUGUUUCAAUCAUGUUACUAGUCCUCCCGCUCUUCUUCUUGAAGUAUGUUGAUUAUAUUUCAAGUUCAAGAAGACAGGUUGAUAAUAACUCAGAGGAAGUUUCUUUGAACAAGCAGCUAGCAUACAGGGUUGAUGUCUUUUUAUCAGUUACCCCUUAUGCUAAGCCUCUAGCAUUGUUAGUUGCUACUUUGCUGUUAAUAUGUCUUGGUGGAUUAGCACUGUUUGGUGUGACAGAUGACAGUUUAGCUGACUCGCUUUGGUUAUCAUGGACAUACAUAGCAGACUCGGGAAAUCAUGCUAAUUCUGAAGGCUUUGGUUCUAGACUAGUGUCUGUAUCCAUUAGUUUUGGUGGGAUGCUUAUAUUUGCUAUGAUGCUUGGACUAGUUUCUGAUGCGAUUUCUGAGAAGUUCGACUCUCUGAGAAAGGGUAGAAGCGAAGUUGUUGAGCGGGAUCAUACUCUUAUACUUGGGUGGAGUGAUAAGUUGGGAUCACUUUUAAAUCAACUUGCCAUAGCUAAUGAGAGUUUGGGUGGAGGAAACGUGGUUGUGAUGGCAGAGCAUGACAAAGAAGAAAUGGAGCUUGACAUUGGUAAAAUGGAGUUUGACUUUAGAGGAACAUCUGUCAUAUGCAGAAGUGGAAGCCCUUUAAUAUUAGCUGACCUAAAAAAAGUUUCUGUUUCUAAGGCUCGAGCAAUAGUUGUCCUUGCUGAAGAUGGAAAUGCUGACCAGAGCGAUGCUCGUGCGUUAAGGACAGUUUUAAGCCUUACAGGAGUUAAGGAAGGAUUGCAGGCUCACAUAGUGGUUGAAUUAAGUGAUCUUGAUAAUGAAGUUCUUGUUAAACUCGUUGGAGGGGACCUUGUUGAAACUGUUGUGGCACAUGAUGUGAUCGGAAGGCUGAUGAUUCAAUGUGCUCGGCAGCCAGGCCUCGCGCAGAUAUGGGAAGACAUUCUCGGGUUUGAAAAUUGUGAGUUCUAUAUUAAAAGAUGGCCACAGCUGGAUGGAAUGCAAUUUGAGGAUGUUUUGAUAAGCUUUAAGGAGGCCGUUCCUUGUGGGGUGAAGGUAGCAUCUAGUGGUGGAAAAAUUAUUCUGAAUCCUGACGAUUCUUAUGUUCUGCAAGAAGGGGAUGAGAUUCUUGUUAUUGCAGAGGAUGAUGACACAUAUUCUCCAUCAGAUCUGCCAACGGUCAAAGAUGCCAAAUUCCUACUUGUUACCCCACUGGCAAGGAAGCCUCAGAAGAUUCUACUUUGUGGAUGGAGGAGAGACAUUGAUGAUAUGAUUGUGGUUCUGGGAGGAAAUUUACCCGAGCAUGAACUAAUUCAAAAGUCUUUUGAGCGGAUUCUUCUUUGCGGUUGGCGGAGAGAUAUGGAAGAUAUGAUAACGGUACUGGAUGCUUCUCUAGCACAUGGGUCUGAGUUAUGGAUGUUCAAUGAGGUUCCUGAGAAUGAAAGGGAGAGAAAGCUUACAGAUGGUGGCCUUGAGAUUGACCGUUUGAUUAACAUCAUACUUGUCCAUCGUGAAGGAAAUGCUGUCAUAAGGCGCCACCUAGAAAGUCUCCCAUUGGAAUCGUUCGAUUCAAUAUUGAUUUUGGCUGAUGAAUCAGUAGAAGAUUCUGCAAUUCAGGCAGAUUCCAGAUCUCUUGCCACACUACUGCUAAUACGUGACAUUCAGGCAAAGCGCCUUCCAUACAGAGAAGCUAUGGCAUACCAGACCCAGAGAGGUAGCUUCUCGCAAGGCUCGUGGAUUGGGGAAAUGCAGCAGGCUUCAGAUAAGUCAGUUAUUAUCAGUGAGAUACUUGAUCCGAGGACCAAGAACCUACUAUCAAUGUCAAAAAUCAGUGAUUAUGUUCUGUCAAACGAGCUUGUCAGCAUGGCACUGGCCAUGGUUGCAGAAGAUCGCCAGAUAAAUGAUGUAUUGGAAGAACUUUUUGCUGAAGAGGGCAAUGAGUUGCACAUAAGAGCAGCACACUUAUACAUUGAGGAAGGUGAAGAAUUGAGUUUCUAUGAGAUUUUAUUACGUGCUCGUCAAAGAAGAGAGAUUCUGAUAGGAUAUCGCCUGGCUGACACAGAGAAAGCUGUGAUCAAUCCUCCGGCCAAAAACGAGAGAAAAGAAUGGUCAAUGAAGGAUGUCUUUGUAGUGAUAGCAGAAAAGGAAUGAGUUAUGCUGCUCGAUGCUUGUUGGUAUGUGCUCUCCUGUGUGCAAGUAACGUGCGUCAAGAUUUGCUGCAUCGCUUGAGCUCUGGUUGUUGCAUCCGAGAUAUUGAAGUCCAUUGGUUUGUAGAGUUGAGUUUGGCUUGAGCAAAAGUGGGCGAUCACCUUUUAAAGUGUCUUUGGAGGGAAAAUUCAUUUUUCCGUAUGUCAUUACUACGUAUAUAUAAACAACGCAUGCACAUUAUUCGUUUCAUGAUAUAAGAUCUUAGGGGUGGGAAAAAUUAGAAAUACCAUACUUAACCUAAAUAAUACCGAUUUUUUUGUAUAAUGUGCUUUCGGUACGAUGAGAUACCUUAUCGAAAGAUUCUGGUACGUAACGGUAUAAAAUUCAUAUACCGCGGCGUAUGGAUAUUGGAUAUAGUGAAAUUUUGUUCCGUUAUACAACGGAAAUUAUAGUA
Salvia splendens (bonfire salvia) is the source of this 3319-nucleotide messenger RNA. Its product is annotated as ion channel CASTOR. NCBI's taxonomy places the organism in Eukaryota, Viridiplantae, Streptophyta, Magnoliopsida, Lamiales, Lamiaceae. The record is from RefSeq and is a predicted model, not a curated record. The transcript has 13 exons. Gene Ontology annotation, biological process: monoatomic ion transport. Bases 97 to 2868 code for a protein of 923 amino acids.